Molecule: messenger RNA, 2960 nt
Organism: Prionailurus viverrinus (fishing cat)
Lineage: Eukaryota; Metazoa; Chordata; Mammalia; Carnivora; Felidae
Gene: GALNT4
Product: polypeptide N-acetylgalactosaminyltransferase 4
Exons: 1
Coding region: 244-1992 (582 amino acids)
Cellular component (GO): Golgi apparatus
Source: RefSeq, a predicted model, not a curated record
GAAAAGUUGUGAGACCAAGUGGAGGAAGCGGGGAGAGAGGAGUUGGGGCUGUGCCGGAGGCCAAGGACCGAGAGGUCUCCGGUGACCGCUGCGAAGCCCCUGUGGCUGGAAAGAAGCCGAGCGCCUGCGUGAAAGGAGGGACGUGCUCGGAAGUUCGCUCCUACCUGAGCCGGGACCUCAAUCUGCUGGUCCGAAGUCCUUCCCCUGCGUGGUGGCUCUGGUGGCCGCGUCUGCGCCUUAACCAUGAGGAUCCGGAUGGCCGUGAGGUGGACCUGGGCAGGCAAGAGCUGCCUGUUGCUGGCGCUUUUAACAGUGGCCUAUAUCCUGGUGGAACUCUCUGUCUCUACUUUCCAUGCCUCCUCAGCAGCCGGCCUUGCCAGGGAGAGGGGGCCCAAACAGCUCUCAGGCCCCUGGGAAAAGGCAGAGGAGUUGUCUCGACCGCUUUAUGAGAAGCCCCCUGCAGAUUUCCACGCACUUGGGGAGUGGGGGAAAGCCAGCAAACUCCAGCUCAGCCAGGAUGAACUAAAGCAGCAAGAAGAACUUAUUGAGAGAUAUGCCAUUAAUAUUUAUCUCAGCGACAGGAUUUCCCUGCACCGCCACAUAGAGGAUAAAAGAAUGUAUGAGUGUAAAUCCCAGAAGUUUAAUUAUAGGAGACUUCCCACCACCUCUGUUAUCAUCGCUUUCUAUAAUGAAGCCUGGUCGACCUUGCUCCGCACCAUCCACAGUGUUUUAGAAACUUCUCCUGCAGUCCUCUUGAAGGAAAUCAUCCUAGUGGAUGACUUGAGUGACAGAGUUUAUUUGAAGACACAGCUUGAAACUUACAUCAGCAAUCUCGAUAGAGUCCGCUUGAUUAGAACAAAUAAGCGUGAGGGGCUGGUUCGAGCCCGCCUGAUUGGGGCCACUUUUGCCACGGGGGAUGUCCUCACUUUUCUGGAUUGCCACUGUGAGUGUAAUUCUGGUUGGUUAGAACCACUUUUGGAAAGAAUUGGGAAAGAUGAAACGGCAAUUGUAUGUCCUGUGAUAGACACCAUUGAUUGGAAUACUUUUGAGUUCUAUAUGCAGACGGGGGAGCCCAUGAUUGGUGGAUUUGACUGGCGCUUAACCUUCCAGUGGCAUUCAGUCCCCAAACAUGAAAGGGACAGACGGAAAUCGAGAAUUGACCCAAUCCGAUCUCCCACCAUGGCUGGAGGACUGUUUGCUGUCAGCAAGAAAUAUUUUCAGUACCUUGGAACAUAUGACACUGGAAUGGAAGUGUGGGGGGGUGAGAACCUGGAGCUAUCUUUUAGGGUGUGGCAGUGUGGAGGUAAACUGGAGAUCCACCCGUGUUCCCACGUGGGCCACGUAUUCCCCAAGCGGGCGCCAUAUGCUCGGCCCAAUUUCCUACAGAAUACUGCUCGGGCAGCGGAAGUGUGGAUGGACCAGUACAAAGAGCAUUUCUACAAUCGAAACCCUCCAGCAAGGAAAGAAGCUUAUGGUGAUAUAUCUGAAAGAAAAUUACUACGAGAACGGCUGAACUGCAAGAGCUUUGACUGGUAUUUGAAAAAUGUGUUUUCUAAUUUACAUGUUCCAGAGGAUAGGCCAGGCUGGCACGGAGCUAUUCGCAGUAUGGGAAUCUCUUCUGAAUGUUUAGAUUAUAACUCUCCUGACAGUAACCCCACAGGUGCCAACCUUUCACUGUUCGGCUGCCACGGCCAAGGAGGCAAUCAAUUCUUUGAAUACACUUCAAACAAGGAAAUAAGGUUUAACUCUGUGACAGAGUUAUGCGCAGAGGUUCCUGAGCAAAAAAAUUAUGUAGGAAUGCAAAAUUGUCCAAAAGAUGGGUUCCCCAUUCCAGCAAACAUUAUUUGGCAUUUUGAAGAAGAUGGAACCAUUUUUCAUCCCCGCUCGGGACUGUGCCUUAGUGCUUUUCGGACACCUGAGGGUCGCCCUGAUGUUCAAAUGAGAACUUGUGAUGCUCUAGAUAAAAAACAGAUCUGGAAGUUUGAGAAAUAGAAGAGCACAACAGCACUUUCUUCCUGAGCGGACGGACAAUAGCUCCAAGAAAGUCAAAGAGCCUUUAAAGAGCCUCAGUGAGAUUGUGUUUUAUCAGAAAUCACCCACUGGUCAUUUCAAGAAAGUCAAAGAGCCUUUAAAGAGCCUCAGUGAGGUUGUGUUUUAUCAGAAAUCACCCACUGGUCAUCUGCGAGAGCUCUGUGAAAGCUGUGUUUCAUUUUGGUAUAGAACGCUGAAAAUGGGUGCACAGAGAGCUGCUGUUUAAUAUUUCAAAGUGCCUUAUGGGUUGUUUUAUUUAAAAACUUUGUCAAUAUGGUUUUUUUCUCCUCAAAGAAGUUGACUGUGAAUUGAUAUACACAAAACAUUUAAGUGCCAGACUUAAAGACUGUAAAAGUCCAAGCAGAAAGAGCGAUGAUUUAUGUUGAUGGAUAAGUUCACUGCCCAUCUCUUUAAAAACAAAACUCAUAAAUGUGCAGUUUGAGCUAUUGCUAUUCUUAUUGUAUGAGGAUUUGAAUUUCUUUUAGCCAACGCAUUAGGUGUCAUUUUUUUAUUUUAGUUUUCCUUUAAUCAACUAGAAAUCAAAGGAAGUUGAUCUUAAGGAGAAAGGCCUGGUUUAGAUGUACGUUUCAUUGGAAGAGGGCAUUAGUUUGAAUGUGAGUUUAGAGGUCUUUUUAACAUGCAGACAUCUCAGAAAAAUAUACCCACAUCUGAAUGAAACGGGGAGAGAUUUACAUUCCACACUUGGUAAACUUGAGCUAUUAGACUUAACUGGCCUGUAUUGAUACCUCAUUUUGCUCUGAUUUUGUAAGCUGUCCUCUCUGUGAACUCUUGUGUGUGUGGGGGGGGGCAUUUUCUGAUUGCACUUCCUUAAGUUAUGAAUGUACUGGAAAGGGACUCAUUCACAAUACUGUGCUUCCCUUUGUUAAUGCUUAAUUGUUUAAAGUAAACAUGAUUGUGGACUCUGCAAA